This is a messenger RNA of Closterium sp. Naga37s-1, 684 nucleotides long. Lineage: Eukaryota; Viridiplantae; Streptophyta; Zygnematophyceae; Desmidiales; Closteriaceae. The record is from the annotation of a GenBank genome assembly.
AUGAACGACAAAGAUGAGAUCUAUGAGGAUCCUGAGUCUACUGAGGUUGAUGAGAGCGAGGACACGGAUGAUACGGGAGCGAGUGUGGAGGCAGCAGUGAAGCAGGAAGAAGAGAUAGUCACCAUGGAGGCAGCAGCGGUGAAUGAUGGAGAUGGAGAUGGUGUCAACACUUUUGCAGCAGCGGUCGUGGUUAAAGAUGAAGCAGUAAAUGCGAAGUGUGUGGGAGUUGAAGCUGUGAAAGGGGGCAUCAUGGUUGAUGAGAGUGAGGACACGGAUGAUACGGCAGCGAGUGUGGAGGCAGCAGUGAAGCAGAAAGAGGAGAUAGUCGCCAUGGAGGCAGCAGCAGUGAAUGGUGGAGAUGGAGUUGGUGUCAACACUUUUGCAGCAGCGAUCGUGGUUGAAGAUGAAGCAGUAAAUGAGAAGUAUAUGGGAGUUGAAGCUGUGAAAGGGGACAUCCUGGUGAAAGGAUCAAAGGAGAAAGCAACUGCAAAGGGGCGAGUGCUUACGAAGGAGGAACACGUUGAGGGGUACGAGACCCGAGAGGUGUUGGGUGUUAAGAUGCCGAGGAGAAGUGAGAGGCUUAAGAAAAUGUCUCAAGGUUUGGACGUCAAGGCGCUCAAAUUCAAGACACGUAAGGAGAGGUUCAAGGUGGAGGAGCUGCAGGGGAGCGUGAAGCCGACUUAG